Messenger RNA from Malania oleifera, 2417 nucleotides. Its product is annotated as fructokinase-like 2, chloroplastic. The transcript has 5 exons. Bases 250 to 2025 code for a protein of 591 amino acids. The record is from RefSeq and is a predicted model, not a curated record. NCBI's taxonomy places the organism in Eukaryota, Viridiplantae, Streptophyta, Magnoliopsida, Santalales, Ximeniaceae. Gene Ontology annotation, cellular component: chloroplast nucleoid. Gene Ontology annotation, biological process: plastid transcription; chloroplast organization; etioplast organization.
GUGACCGAAGCUGCGUCUCACUGGAACCCUCCGGAGAAGAGAUGGAGAGAGAGAUUGAGAGAGAGGAUAGAUGGGCCAUUAUGUAAAAUCGUAUUUUGAAUUUCGUUAAAACUGUGCAUUUUUUUGCUCGCAAAGGCGAACCUUUUAGUUCUUUUUGACAAAAAUACCCCUAAGAGGGCGGGGUUUAACCUGUUCAGACAACAAAAUCCUAAUCUUUUGAACUGCUCGGAGAAGCUGCAACUCUGUCAAAUGGCCUCCCCUUCCUUCACUCACUUCCCUUCAUUGCCCAGGUGGCACUUGAAUUGGCCUUUUUUGCCAUCACAAAUCCUUGUGCAGCUUCAAGUUCAUAGAUUGCAGAAUAAUUGGGGUCCUUCAGCUGUCUCAAAGAAAAAAAUGGCAGAGGCCUUAAUCCAAGAGAUGUCAACUGAAGAACCAGUUGUUGCAAAAAGGACAUCUAGAACCAAACGAAGUCCCACAAAAGGUCGGAAGAAGGUGCUACCUGAGAUUCUGGAGGAGAAAUCAGAUGGUGGUUUGACAUAUGGAGAAAGUGUUGCUCCCAAACGACAUCCCACACGAAGCAGGAAGAAGGUGCUACCUGAGAUUCCAGAGGAGAAAGUGCAGGAGGAAAGUGUUGUUCCAUCUGCAACUAGUGAAGAUCCCAAGAACAUCCCACGGAGAACUCGAAGGAAAGCUACCCUGGCUCCUAGUAGUACAGAGGAACAGAAAGCUGAGAAGGGGAGGAGAUGGAGGAAAACUAAGAAAAUUGAUGGCUUGGAGCAUGAACAUAGUGGGGAGGAACUUAGUGAUCAUGAAGGUUUCACAUUCACUGCAAAUAUGGAGGAUGGAAGUGAGGAAGACCUAGAACUUGAAAUAGAUGAGGGAGAAGAUAUUAGCUUUACUUAUGGUUGGCCUCCUCUUGUUUGUUGCUUUGGUGGAAGUGCUCAACAUGCUUUUUUACCCUCAGGAAGACCAGCUAAUAGACUCAUAAACCAUGAAAUGCAUGAGACAAUGAAGGAUGCAUUGUGGACUCCUGAAAAAUUUGUUAGGGCUCCUGGGGGAUCUUCAAGUUCAGUCGCAUUGGCGCUAGCCCAUUUGGGUGGCAAAGUUGCUUUCAUGGGAAAACUCGGAGAUGACGACUUUGGUCAUAGCAUCCUAUACUAUUUGAAUUUGAACAAUGUUCAGACACGUUCAGUUCGCAUUGAUAGCAAAAAGAGAACAUCAGUCUCAAAAAUGAAAAUUCGUAAGAGGGGUGGCUUGGGAAUGACCUGUGUUGAGCCUUCUGCUGAUGAUUCUUUAUUGAAGUCUGAAAUUAAUAUUGAUGUGCUGAAGGAGGCAAAAAUGUUCUACUUCAACACAUCAUCCCUGAUCAACCAAAACAUGAGAUCAACUGCAUUGCGAGCCAUAAAGAUUUCAAAAAAAUUUGGAGGGGUAAUUUUUUAUGACCUAAACCUCCCAUUGCCACUGUGGCAGUCUCAGGAAGAAACUAAGAUUUUCAUGCAGCAAGUAUGGAAUCUCUCAGAUGUUAUUGAGGUCACCAAGCAAGAACUUGAGUUUCUGUGUGGGAUCAAACCCUCUGAGAAUUUUGACACUAAAGAUAAUGACAAGUCUAAGUUUGUCCAUUAUGGGCCAGAAGUAAUUGCCCCACUUUGGCAUGAAAAUCUCAAGGUUCUGUUUGUGACAAAUGGGACUUCCAAGGUACACUACUACACUGAAAAUGACAAUAGCUUUGUUCGUGGGACGGAGGAUGUUCCCAUUACUCCUUUCACUUGUGACAUGUCUGCAUCUGGAGAUAGCAUUGUUGCUGCUCUCAUGAGAAUGUUGACAGUUCAGCCAGAUCGCAUCACUGAUAAAGGUUAUUUGGAACAUUCAAUUGGGUAUGCCAUUAACUGUGGGUUUGCAGACCAGUGGAAGCUUGCGCGGCAACGUGGCUACCCUCCUAAACCUGGUGUGGAAGAAGAAGUGAUCCCAGAUGCAAAUGGUUUAAGAUCAAUAACAGAAAGGGAAUACCGAACUCGUGUAAGUUGAUUAAGGGUGUUGCAUUGAUUCAUAUUGCACAUUGCGCCUUAUGACUUGAUGGUUUGGGAUCAUUCUGUCCCCAGUGUAGUGUGGCUGAGCGUUGGUUCCCUUGCUCUUGGUUUUCAUUUGAAACCCAUUACAUUGGGGUUUACCCUGCUCGGUGGGGGGAGAAAGGUAAAAGGGGAAGGCCUGUUGUGGAGGGGGAGGGGUGAGCAAUGGGUCUCAAGUGUUACAGUGUACAAACUAGGAAGUUUUCUUUGUUGACAUUGCAUUAGAGGUAUGAUACUUGACAAGCAAGAUCAUUUUGCGCAAAUAUAAUGUAUGUUAAGCAUUGUGCAACUGCCGUUCCUUUGUUGAUCUUAACCUGUUGAAUCUGCAUGCUAGCAUUAGCACUUCUAUUA